This is a messenger RNA of Sporothrix brasiliensis 5110, 3837 nucleotides long. RefSeq names its product 26S proteasome regulatory subunit N2. NCBI's taxonomy places the organism in Eukaryota, Fungi, Ascomycota, Sordariomycetes, Ophiostomatales, Ophiostomataceae. The transcript is spliced from 2 exons. Gene Ontology annotation, cellular component: nucleus; proteasome regulatory particle, base subcomplex; proteasome complex. The record is from RefSeq and is a predicted model, not a curated record. Gene Ontology annotation, biological process: regulation of protein catabolic process; proteasome-mediated ubiquitin-dependent protein catabolic process. Gene Ontology annotation, molecular function: enzyme regulator activity. The coding region runs from base 1 to 3837 and encodes 1278 amino acids.
AUGCCUGGCCUCAUCACCGCCACGGGCGUGCUCGGCUUCCUGGCCGAUGAGGAGCCCGAGCUCAAGGUCUUCGCCCUCAACACGCUCAACGAUGACAUCGACACCGUCUGGACGGAAGUCGCUGGCGCCGUCAGCCAAAUCGAGGCCCUCUACGAAGACGAAGACUUCCCCGAACGCCAGCUCGCCGCCCUCGUCCUCGCCAAGGUCUACUACCACCUGCAGGCUUACAGCGAGAGCAUGACCUUUGCCCUUGCCGCCGGCGACCUCUUCAAGCUCGACAGCCCCGGCGAGUUCGAGCAGACCAUCAUCUCCAAGUGCAUCGACCAGUACAUUGCCGGCUGCAUCGCCGACCACCGCCCCGCCCUGCAGGCCAAGACCGACCUCCCCUCCCUCGAGACGGCCCUUGGCGGCCUCGACAGCUCCACCCUCCUCUCGCCCACCACGCCCUUUUCCCAGUCGACCCUGCCCUCCAAGUCCCUGCUGUCGCGCGACUCCGUCGACAACACCAUCUUCGACCCAUCUUUUGAGCCCGCUGUGGCCAAGGACGGCGCCCCGCGCUCCGGCUCCAUCAUUGCCCUGCCCGACCAGGCCACCAAGACGGCCCUCGAGCACGUCAUUGAACAUCUCUUUGCCAGCUGCCUCAAGGAUGGCCGCUACCGCCAGGUUGUUGGCAUUGCCGUCGAGGCCAAGAACCUCGAGGUGCUGCGCCGCGUCAUCAAGCGCGCGAGCGACGACGCCAAGGCGGCGGCCGGUGGCAAGGGCAAGGCUGCGGCGCCGACCGAGCCAGCGCCGGCCGACGAGCUCAUGGAGUACGUGCUGGGCAUCUGCAUGGACAUUGUGCAGGAGCGCAGCUUUCGCACCGAGAUCCUGCGCCUCAUCCUUGACCUGUUGAGCGACAUCCCCAACCCGGACUACUUUGCCAUUGCCAAGUGCGUUGUCUACCUCAACUCCGACGAGGAGGCCACGCAUCUGCUGCGCCAGCUCGUGGAGGUCGACAACCGCGAGUCGCUGGCCAUCGCCUACCAGAUCGCCUUCGACCUCUACGACAACGGCACCCAGGAGUUCCUGGGCAAGGUCAUCAAGGCCCUGCCGGCACCGCCCCCGGCCAAGGAGGAGGACGCCGAGUCGAAGACCGAGGAGGCCAAGAAGGACAAGGACGGCGAGCGUGACGAGGACGGCGAGGACGCGGCCGAGUCGGAUGCGCUGCUGAAGGACGACGACAAGAGCACGGCCACCGCGCCCGUGUCCGAGACGACCGUCGACGAGGAGCAGGUCAAGGCCUACGCCAACAUUCGCGAGAUCCUGGUCGGCACCAAGACCACCAAGCUCAACGUGGAGUUCCUGUACCGCAACAACCACGCCGACAUCAGCAUCCUGAACCGCGUGCGCGACUCCCUCGACGGCCGCAACUCCAUCUUUCACACCGCCGUCACCUUUUGCAACGCCUUCAUGAACGCCGGCACCACCCACGACAAGUUCUUCCGCGACAACCUCGAGUGGCUCGGCAAGGCCGUCAACUGGUCCAAGUUCACGGCCACCGCGGCCCUCGGUGUCAUCCACCGCGGCAACAUCACCCAGGCCCGCAAGCUGCUCGAGCCCUACAUGCCGCGCAUCGGCCAGCUGACCCAGGGCAGCCCCUUCAGCCAGGGCGGUGCGCUGUACGCCUACGGUCUGAUCCAUGCCAACCACGGCGCCGACGCCCUGGACUACCUCAAGAACGUCUUUGCCGGUGCCGAGGACGAGUACAUCCAGCACGGUGGCGCGCUCGGCCUGGGCAUUGCCGGCAUGGCCACGGGCGACGAGGCGAUUUUUGAGAGCCUCAAGAACGUCCUGCAGACCGACUCGGCCCUCAACGGCGAGGCCGUCGGCCUGGCCAUGGGUCUGAUCAUGCUGGGCACGGGCAACGCCGCCGCCCUGCAGGCCAUGUUUGCGUACGCCCACGACACCUCGCACGAGAAGAUCAUCCGCGGCUGCGCCCUCGGCAUGGCGCUCAUUAUGUUCGGCCGCCAGGAGAGCGCGGACAGCAUGGUUGACGCGCUGCUCAACGACCCGGACCCGACGCUGCGCUACGGCGGCAUCCUGACCGAGGCCCUGGCCUACUGCGGCACCGGCAGCAACAAGGCCAUCCGCAAGCUGCUGCACACCGCCGUCAGCGACACGAGCGACGACGUGCGGCGCAUUGCCGUCAUGAGCGUCGGCUUCAUCCUGUUCCGCAAGCCCGGCAGCGUGCCCCGCAUGGUCGAGCUGCUGUCCGAGUCGUACAACCCGCACGUGCGCUACGGCUCCGCCAUGGCCCUCGGCAUCUCGUGCGCCGGCACCGGCCUCGACGAGGCCAUUGAUCUGCUGGAGCCCAUGAUGAAGGACCCCACGGACUUUGUGCGCCAGGGCGCGCUGAUUGCGCUGGCCAUGAUUCUGGUGCAGCAGAACGAGGCCAUGAACCCCAAGGUCGCCGCCAUUCGCAAGACCCUGAAGAAGGUGGUGGGGGAUCGCCACGAGGACGCCAUGACUAAGUUUGGUGCGUCGCUGGCGCUCGGCAUCAUCGACGCGGGCGGCCGCAACUGCACCAUUGGCCUGCAGACGCAGACGGGCAACCUCAACAUGGCCGGCAUUGUCGGCAUGGCCGUGUUCACCCAGUACUGGUACUGGUUCCCCUUUACGCACUUUUUGUCGCUCAGUUUCAGCCCGACGUCCAUUAUUGGCCUGGACCACGAGCUCGAGAUCCCCAGCUUCUCGUUCCACUCGGCGACGCGGCCCAGCCUCUUCGACUACCCGCCCGAGCAGGAGGUCAAGGCCGAGGAGGGCCCCGCCAUGAUCGCCACGGCCAUUCUGUCGACGACCGCACAGGCCAAGCGCCGCGCCCAGCGCAAGGAGCGCGCCGCGCGCCGCGAGAGCAUGGACAUUGACACGCAGCCGCCCGCGCCACCGAGCGCCAAGGUGGCCGCCGCCAUCUCGAACAUGGCUGCGGCCAAAGCGGCCGAAGCAGCGGCCAAGGCGGCGGCCGCGGCCGAAAACGAGUCGGCCGUUGCCGACGACAAGAUGGACGUCGACGAGGACAAGCCCAAAGAGGACAAGGAAGACAAGGAGGAAAAGAAGGACGAGGACAAGGACGACAAGGACGAAAAGGACGACAAGGAUGACAAGGACGAGAAGAAGGACGACAAGGAGACCAAGAAAAAGGCCGAAAAGGAAAAGGUCGGCUACGACAUCCUCAACAUGUCCCGCGUGCUGCCCGGCCAGCUCAAGUACAUUAGCUUCCCGGCCGGCCGCUACCGUCCUGUCAAAAAGCCGACGGGCGGCCCGCUGCUGCUGAUUGACACCGACCCCAGCGCGGCCAAAGACCUCAUUGAGGAGAAGCUCAAGAAGGUCACCAUUGAGAAGGCCCCUGUCGCUGGUGCCGGCGGUUCGGGUGCGAACGGUGCCGGCGGUGCGGGCGGCCGCCAAGGCAUGAUGCGCGACCUCACGCAGGCCCUGGGAGGCGGCCCUGGUGAUCUCCGCGCGAUUACGGAUCUGCUUGGUGCCGCAGGCGCAGGCCGGGCCGGCCGUGGCGGCGCGGCGGGUGCCUCUGGUGCCGGUGGCCCCAACGGUGGUGGCAGUGACGCCCAGGCCGCGCGUAACGCCGCACGACUUUUUGGUGGCAUGUUCGGCGCCGAGGGCGGCUUGGGCCUCGACGACAUGGACGAUCUCGACGAGGCGACGCACGCCGCGAUCCGCGAGAGCGGCGCCGCCGCCGCGGCGGGUGUGCUGACGGCGGUGGACGAGGACGGCGAGGGCGACGAGGAGGCCGUCGUGCCGGACGACUUUGAGUACUUUACCGAGACAGAGGAGGAUGACGAAUAA